Pogoniulus pusillus (Red-fronted tinkerbird) is the source of this 416-nucleotide messenger RNA. Its product is annotated as basic proline-rich protein-like. The record is from RefSeq and is a predicted model, not a curated record. Bases 21 to 380 code for a protein of 119 amino acids. NCBI's taxonomy places the organism in Eukaryota, Metazoa, Chordata, Aves, Piciformes, Lybiidae. The transcript has 5 exons.
GGGCACCGCCCAGGGCUGCCAUGGACGAUCUGGACGCUCUGCUGGCAGAGCUGGAGGCCUGCAGCUGCCUCCUGCCUCGCUGCCCUCUGCUGCUCGUGGACCCCCCCGCGGGGGGACCCCAACCCGCGGGGACCACCCAGGAACAAACCCACGCGAGGAGGAACCCACCCGCGGGGUCCACGCCCCCCCCCCCCCGCUGUGCCAGCAGAAGCCACAGAGCAGCUCUACAGUACGGUACAGAGAAGCCCCCCCCCGAAAAUGCCCCCCCCGGGGCUGGGGGAACUCGAAAGGCUCCUGCGGGAGCUCAGCACCACCCACGGCAGCAUCGCAGACGAGCUCCUGGCCCAGUUCCCCCCCUUAAAGCCUCCGGGGGGGGCUGAGGAGGACCCCAAAGACCCCAAACUUGGGGCCCCCCC